Molecule: messenger RNA, 255 nt
Organism: Miscanthus lutarioriparius
Lineage: Eukaryota; Viridiplantae; Streptophyta; Magnoliopsida; Poales; Poaceae
Source: the annotation of a GenBank genome assembly
AUGGCCUCCACCUCCACCUCCUCCACCGAGGGUAGACGCGAGGCCGAGUAUGAAAUCUCCGAUGACCACCGCGGCGCGUGGGAGUGCCACGAGCGCACGGUGCAGGAGCUCCUCCAGCGACGCCGCGCCUACGCCAUGGUCGUGCCCACUAACGGGCUCUUCGACGAGCGUGAGAUGGAGCGUCGCGAUCGCCUCCGAGCCCUCAUGGUCCGGCUCAAGGCCGAUGGCCAGGUCAACCAUCUCCUCCGUGCAUAG